CGAACAUUAACACUAAACGGGUCAACGAGCAAUGUCCUUAGACUGUAGUGAAAAACAGCUUAAGCAAAAACUCACUCAACCUAAUCAGCUAAAACUCAAAGGCGAUGGCGGAAAAGACAACCAAAAAUGCCCUUGUUACUCUCUACGUAAUGGCGCCAACUUCGCGUUCAAUCAACCCUUCUCCAUUUUGUCUCAAGCUAGAAACGUUUCUGCGAAUGACAAAGAUUCCUUACAAGACAGUUUACGGAUGGAAUCCCUCCAGCAAAGGCAAACUGCCGUGGAUUGAAUACCAGGGAAAGUCUAUCGCAGAUUCGAAUUUCUGUGUGGAUUUCCUAAACAAGGAGUUCUUUGUCGACGUAGACGAACAUCUGACCGUCGAGCAGAAGGCUGUGGCACGAGCGGUUAUGGUCACACUGGAGGAGAAUACAUACUGGACAUUGAUGCACUACGUUUGGUGUACCGACCACGCUAACGUGGUACGCGAUGAGGCCUUCUCUCACCUCCCAAGCCCCAUACGUCACGUGGUCUUUUGGCGGGUGCAGUCCGCUUGCCAAGGUUACCUGCAGGCUCACGGGAUGGGCCGACACACAGAGGAAGAGAUCUACGCCAUAGCGGAGCGAGACCUAAAAGGGAUUUCGGCGUUGCUAGGCGACCAAAAGUAUAUGUUUGGCGAAAGGUUUGUUUUCCAUCACUGCCCCCGUGAACACUACCCUCUUGAUUGUAAUUUGUGUUCUGAACCUCGCUAGUAACAUCUCUCCAGAUUAUAUUGUCUCCGCAAUGCUCCAGUAUAUCUAAUCUCCCGCUAUGAAGUUGGAAAACUUGGCAAUCGCAGCAUUCUGUAAUGAAUCGUUCACGUUUAGAAUUGCCUUUUGUAGUGAAUCAUUCACGGCCAGCCUUGACUUUCGUAAUGAAGCUUCAUAAUCUUCAUGCUAUCUUGACUAAAAUAUCAAAACAUGACGACAUAAGUGAAGACUGGACGAAAUUGUCGCCACAAAAUCAACAGUGAAAACUACAUUGCGAAGGACGUGUUGUGCCGUAGACUUAGACGACAGAAUGAUGCCCAAAUAUAUGGCGACAGGAAGACAUUGGUAACAAAAAGUUCAGGAGAAUAAAAUAAAAAAAAUGGAAAUAUG
This is a messenger RNA of Nematostella vectensis (starlet sea anemone), 1133 nucleotides long. RefSeq names its product failed axon connections homolog. Lineage: Eukaryota; Metazoa; Cnidaria; Anthozoa; Actiniaria; Edwardsiidae. Gene Ontology annotation, cellular component: cytoplasm. The transcript has 3 exons. Bases 105 to 746 code for a protein of 213 amino acids. The record is from RefSeq and is a predicted model, not a curated record.